Molecule: messenger RNA, 2910 nt
Organism: Annulohypoxylon maeteangense
Lineage: Eukaryota; Fungi; Ascomycota; Sordariomycetes; Xylariales; Hypoxylaceae
Exons: 2
Coding region: 48-2330 (760 amino acids)
Source: RefSeq, a predicted model, not a curated record
UUAUUAUAUUUAUAUCUAACUCAUUAUAUUCAAGUGAUGGGUUUAUUAUGGAGAUUCUACCGUCAUACGAAGAUGCGAUAAGUAAUCCGGACUGGCUGGAUCUUGUGGCCGAAUACGUCCCGGUGAUUUACUGGUCCCGGUGUUGUCUGGUCGAUCACCGGUUUUAUUACCGGUUCGCGCCCCGCCUUUGGCAAGAUCCGUUGGUUACUAUUAGACGCCUCGGGAUGCAUCCGAAUGAUGACUUAGCUUGGUAUCGUCGCUUCAUAAAUAAGCACAUCAAAUCUGCCAGACUUAAAACCCGGUCGUAUGUUCGCUCUCUGGAUUUCCGCAGUUUCGCAUCGCGGGCAUCUGGCCUCUACUCUUCAGAAGCAAGCGAACGAGCCAUCUCAGAAAGUUUCAAGCAAUUACCUCAAAUAUUCCCGGGGCUCAUAUGUCUUCUCGUGGACGGACAUCCGGAACUUAAUCCGGAGGCGCUGGCCACUAGUACCAGCACAUCUGAGUCUUUACAACUGCUUGAUCUAGCUCGGUGUCGCCAUGAGCUCACGCCAAAGCUAUUUCACUCCGAUUUAUUUAGGGGUCUUGUAUAUUUAGAUAUAUCUUAUGUGCCAGGAUCUGUUAAAACUGCACUCCAGUCAUCACUCAAUCCCAGAUCAUUACCCGAACUCCGGGUACUGAGGGUGGCGGGUCGAGAGAUAGAUAAUCCGACCGCCAGUCUACUAUUCCAGACUUUCCGUCGCCAGCUAUGGAGCCUUGACCUAAGCUACAAUAAACUAGGAGACGAUAUUCUUGACGAAGUUGUUGAACGCUGCGUUUCUCUUUUUGACUUCCACACAGAUGCACACUUUGAAAAAGAAGGGAAGUUGAUUCAGCCGAAGGACAUUGGGAGCCGAAAGUACGGGCCUUUUCAAUUCGUUGUGGAAUCGGAGUAUAGUAGUCGGCACCAUAAUUUGGAAAGAUAUCUCGCCGAUUCUCCGUUCUACACCCAACGAGCCGAUGAGAUUGAGCUGCAGGAAUGGCAAGCUUUCCGUCCCAAUGGCCUUUCUACAAUCAGACGCGAUGAUGCGAAUACGGCGAAAGAGUCGUUGCUUGACGAAGCAAUGUCAACUGUAGUUAAGAGGAUUAGCUUUAGGGGGCAACCUGGCCUGCGAGAAGGUGGAUUGACGCACCUAUACUUGAGCGGAAAUAAGUUUACUGUGCCGGGUAUCGAAAGGCUUCUGAGAACAUCUCGCGGACGAUUGGAGCACUUCGAAUGCGAUUCUUGCCUGUGCACACCAGCCAACUCGAAAGGGGUUAAAAUCCUGGGUUUCCCAAGCUCCGCGCCAUUAUUUCGGCCUCUUAUCUCAUCGGCAAUACGGUCUCUAAGAAUCCAUCAUUCUGUCGUGACCCAAGUCCCAUCCGUUUCAAUAGAAGGGUAUUCCUCCGCAUCUACUGCGCGACUUGCCGAAGAUCAUCUGUUUCGGAACAUCCAACGUUCUUAUCCCCUAGCUUUCACACCCGAUACUAACACACGUAUCACUUCACUAACGCUCACGAAAAUCCCGGCCCGAUCGACAGGACCAGUAAUCGACCAGCUAAUCCAAUUUCUUCAAUCUGCAUCAGCACAACAAAAGGCUAUCAGAGACGCCGAGGCGCUAUUCCGCGGACGCGGCUCCUCAGCUUUAAGAGGGCUGCGACAUAUACGGCUCGAAUUAGAGUCGGAGUUUUCCGAAAGGGUAGACGUUAUCUCAACAAGCGGUGAUGUUGACUUUGACAAGCUUCUCGAUCCAGCCGACGAUGAUUUUAGCCGCGAUACGACGAGUUUCUUCGAUGACGAAGAUGUGUCGUUUGGAAUUACUUCGAGGAGGAAUAAAGCCCAAGUCAAACCAAACAAUGCGACCGUCGAUACCAAAGGAUACGCGCAAUGGACUUCGGGUAGAUUGAAAUCAUAUCCGUAUUCAGAUAUCGACACCGAAUACAUGACCCAACACGUCGACGCAUCGCACUCGUGGUCAGGCAACGUUUAUUCCGCCCCUGUAUGGAUCGGACCAGGCGUAAUAACACCCCAUGCCGCGGUCAACGAGUACAUGUGGAAUCUGCAAGACCCCAAUCUUCGUACUAAUAUCGGACCCGCGACUCCCAACCACGUCGCUGCCGGAGUGCCGCCGUUAACUUACAUAUUCCAUACGGCAUGGGAAGCCAUGAUUAUGCCAAAGAAUAACGCCAUCCAAGCGGCAGUAAAGAGCUCCACUCGAUUUAAAGACGUAGCUACAGCCAUCAAAGAGUAUCGUCUUCGGACGAGGGGCACAGCAGAUCAUUGGGAUGGGAAGUUAGAACUGGUGAGAACGGGAUAACAUGUGUGUUCUUGUAUUAGAACUAGAGUUUAAUUUCACGAUCAUUUUAGAUACCCCAUAGGUAGCCUAUACAUAUCCGCAUAGUUCCCUAUAUCCGUGUUCAGUAUAAAACACACCUCACCUAAGCCAUCUUCCCCAAAACAUAAGGAUGUCCCGCACUCAACCCCCCAUCGACCGCCCACGCCUGCCCAUUAACAUAACUCGCCUCAUCGCUCCCCAAGAAAAGCGCCACCCUCGCCACCUCAUCCGCCACCGCACCCCUCUUCAACGGGUUCAGCUGUCCGAUCUUCCUCGUCGUGCCCCGCGCGCGCGCGGCCUCGAAGGUCGGCGCCGUCAUCCCUGUCUCGAUUAACCCAGGGCAGAUGGCGUUGACGCGGAUAUUAGUCCCCGAGAGCUGGUACGCGAUUGUCUGUGCGAGGGAGAUCACGGCGGCUUUGGAUGCGGAGUACGGUGUUGACCCUGCGUUUGAGCGCAGGCCGGCUACGGAGGCGGUGCCGAUUAUACUCCCGGAAGGGGAGGGUUUGGACGGGGUGGUUAGAUGCAUGGCUGGGGCGGCGUAUUUGGCUGCUAGGAAGACGCU